This is a messenger RNA of Eleginops maclovinus (Patagonian blennie), 6976 nucleotides long. RefSeq names its product integrin, alpha 5 (fibronectin receptor, alpha polypeptide) (gene itga5). Gene Ontology annotation, cellular component: external side of plasma membrane; integrin complex. Gene Ontology annotation, molecular function: integrin binding. NCBI's taxonomy places the organism in Eukaryota, Metazoa, Chordata, Actinopteri, Perciformes, Eleginopidae. Gene Ontology annotation, biological process: integrin-mediated signaling pathway; cell-cell adhesion; cell adhesion mediated by integrin. The record is from RefSeq and is a predicted model, not a curated record.
GAGGACGCACGCACCACCACGCUGAGACUCACAGGGAUGCACUUUUAGCCCCAAAUACACCUCUGUUUCCAGGCUCCAUCUGCGGACUCAACUCUUGGACACUUUCCCCCGUUUUCAAAACCCAACUUUCGUGGAUUAAUUCUUUUUAAAAAAUGCGCUUGGAGCGGUUCCGCGUAAAGACGCCGGGGACUGGAGCCAUGCUCGCCCGCUGCCUGCUGUCUUUCUGCGGGCUGCUGCUCACUGUUUCCCGGCCUGGGGAGGCGUUCAACCUGGAUGUGGAGAACCCGGCUGUGUACACCGGACCAAAUGGGAGCUACUUCGGAUACUCUGUGGACUUUUAUUUGGCUGAUUCUGCCAGUGCGAGCGUGGUGAUCGGAGCGCCGAAGGCCAACACGACGCAGUUCAACGUCACCGAGGGAGGGUCAGUCUUCUACUGUCCCUGGAGCCUCAGCCAAUCGGACUGCCACUCCAUCGACUUUGAUACGGAAGGUGAUCGCACCGUGUUGCUGAACAACACGGAGCAUCAGGUGGAUUUCAAGUCCCACCAGUGGUUCGGUGCCACUGUGCGUUCUCACGGCGACACCAUCCUGAGCUGUGCCCCUCUCUACUCCUGGAGGACUGAGAAAGAUUACCCCCGGUCUGACGCCACAGGAACCUGCUACCUCUCGGUGCAUAACUUCACCAAAUUUGUGGAAUUUGCUCCCUGCCGCACAGAGAUCAGUGACGCGGUGGGACAGGGUUACUGUCAGGGGGGCUUCAGUGCAGACUUCACCACGGAUGGCAAAGUGGUAUUAGGAGGGCCCGGCAGCUACUUCUGGCAGGGUCAGGUGAUCUCUGCUGCUAAGGAGGACAUUAUCAAAGCGUACUACCCCGGGUACUUCAUGCAGUCUGUGGAGGGCCAGAUGCAGACCAGACAGGUGAAGGCCGAGCACGAUGACAGCUACCAAGGCUACUCUAUCGCUGUUGGGGAAUUCAGCGGUGAUCAGGUGGAAGAUUUUGUGGCCGGCGUUCCAAAAGGACUCAAGCUUUACGGAUCGGUGUCAAUUCUGAACGGUACCGAUCUGAAGACCAUCAUGAACUUCACAGGCGAGCAGAUCGGAUCAUAUUUUGGGUACACAGUGGCAACAACAGACCUCAACAGUGACGGUUUGAUUGACCUGCUGGUCGGUGCUCCCAUGUUCAUGCUGCGCGGCUCCGAUGGCCGUCUGGAGGAAAUGGGCCGGGUCUAUGUUUACCUGCAGACAGAAGCCCUGCAGCUGGAGCUCAUGCUGCCUCACCUGACCGGCUCCCAGGUGAUGGGGAGGUUCGGCAGCACUAUCGCACCUUUGGGAGAUCUGAACCAGGACGGCUUUAAUGACGUGGCUAUCAGCUGCCCGUUCGGCGGGGAGGACCAGCAGGGAGUGGUCUACAUCUUUAACGGGUUCUCGGAGGGUCUGCGGGAGAAACCCUCUCAGGUGAUCUCGGGUCAGUGGGCUGCAGGAUCGGUUCCUGCCAGCUUCGGGUUCUCCCUCCGAGGAGAUAAAGACAUGGACAUGAACGGAUACCCAGAUCUCAUCGUCGGUGCCUUUGGUGUCAAUAAGGCCGUUCUCUACAGAUCCCGCCCCAUCGUGAACACCAGCGCCUCUCUGACCGUUUCCCCCACCAUGAUAAACCCGGAGGAGAAGAACUGCUUCGUCACGACCGGAAACAGCAGCGUUCUCGCUUCCUGCGUCAACCUGAGUUUCUGCAUAUCUGCAGAGGGGAAGCACCUACCAGACCAUCUAGAUUUCCAGGUGGAAGUGCAGCUGGACAGCAAUAAGCACAAGCAGAAAGGGGCCGUGAGGCGGGCUCUGUUCCUGGACUCCCAGCCUUUUCUCCACAAGAGUGUGAGGGUGCGGCAUGGCGAGCGAGAGUGCCACAACACCAAGAUCUACCUAAGAGACGAGAAAGACUUCCGGGAUAAACUCUCCUCCAUUUACGUGGCCUUGAACUUCAGCUUGGAUCCGAAAGCGGCGGCGGACUCCCACGGUCUGCGGCCCAUCCUCAACUAUCAGACCACCAACGUCAUCGUGCAGAAGGCUCAGAUCCUGCUGGACUGUGGCGAGGACAACAUCUGCGUUCCUGACCUGAAGCUGGCUGUUCAGGGGAACAGGAAGGAGGUGUACCUGGGGGAUGACAACUCGCUGACCUUGACGUUCAACGCCAGGAACGAGGGCGAGGGGGGUGCGUACGAGGCGGAGUUGUACGUGGUGCUGCCCCCCGAGGCCGACUACAGCGGCAUCGCCAGGAAUAAUGAGAGCCUGACCCAGCUGACCUGCAGCUAUGAGACGGAGAACCAGACCCGGUACCUGAGCUGUGAUCUGGGAAACCCCAUGAAGUCUGGCACCAGUCUGUGGGCAGGUCUGCGCUUCACGGUGCCACGGCUGAAGGACACACACAAAACGGUUCAGUUUGAGAUGCAGAUCCGCAGUAAAAAUGAGAAUAACUCCCACAGUGAGGUUGUUCCGUAUAAACUGGAGGUGGUGGUUCAGGCCGACGUCAUUCUGCAGGGCGUGUCUCGGCCAGAUAAGAUCUUCUUCCCGCCGGUCAACUGGAAGCUGACCAAGAACUACGAGGUGGAGCAGGACGUGGGGCCGCCAGUGGAGCACAUCUACGAGCUGGUGAACAACGGGCCGAGCCGGAUCAGCCACACCCUGCUGGAGCUGCGCUGCCCGCUCCGGCUGCAGGGCCAGACGCUGCUGUACCCGCUCAGCUUCUCCACCGAGGGCCCCAUCAACUGCACCGCCGACCGGAACAUGAACCACCAACGCCUCAAGCUCCAGCGCACUUCCACAGAACCUCCUAUCCUGGCCCUGAAGGCACCGGAGCACCACGUCGAGAGGAGGGACGCCAACAGGAACCAACUCGCUCAUUUAACCAACCUGUCCUGCUCGAACACGGAGUGCUGGGCGCUGCAAUGCACUGUGGGUCUUCUGGAGAAAGGAACCACCGCCAUCCUCAAAGUGCGCUCCCGAGUCUGGGCCGAGACGUUCACCGAGAGAGCGUACAAACACUACGUGCUGGAGUGUCUGGCCCAAUACAGCGUGGAGAAGAUGCCGUACGCCAUCGCCCCCAAAGCAUCCCCCAGCGGACACAAAAAGGUGGUGACCCCUCUGGUGUGGAAUAAGCCGGACAUAGAGAACUCGGUUCCUCUGUGGAUCAUCAUCCUGGCUAUAUUAGCAGGUUUACUGCUGCUGGCUCUGCUCAUCUACGUCCUAUACAAGUUCGGCUUCUUCAAGCGCUCUCUCCCGUACGGCACGGCGAUGGAGAAGGCUCAGCUGAAGCCUCAGGCGGCGUCCGAGGCGUAACGCAGAACCACAGGAACCACAGGAUCCGGCCGUAUGAUUGCAACGAGACGUGCGAUGAGGAGUGGAUCAGAAGAAACGGAGAAAGAGAUAAAGAGACACCACUGGAAACUCCACUGUGCUGCACUACAGGAAAAACCCAAAGAUCUCCAAAGCCAAAUGAAUGUUUUUACUUCUUUUUUUAACUUAUGUCGGAAGAACUGAUUCUCACUGAGACUGAUCAACAGGAAAGGAGUCUGCAGAGAGAUGCUUUUACUCUGGUGCUAAUGAUCUCACAGGUUACAUGCAGCAGGAGCUGUGAAUUACAAGACCCUGAAGUAUCCUUCUGGUAUCUCCUGAACACAUGGUUUUUACAGAUGGAAGAUCAGAUUGUUUUCAGGGGAAAGAGUCGACAUUAUGAUGAUGAUUAUUGAUGAGCAGCCGGGGAAGACGGCUGGAGGGCGGCGCUGCGUUGAGAUGUGUUUGCACUCAAAGGAAACCUACUGAUUUAUCCAGAGAAACCUAAAACGGACUGGCUGAACUUCCUUUGAGAGUUUUGCUCCUACUGAUCACUUUGUUUGAGUCCUCGCUCAUGUUCACAGUCUCCCAUGCCUGCACCAGCCUGGUUGUGCAGCGCACAGCAGGAAGAAGAGAGGAUAUGCGCAGGAAAUUACGCUGAGGUGAAGCACGGAGGCGAUGUCUCAGACUGAAGACAAUCAGCGAUGUUGUAGCUCCUGCAGACAGAUUUUAAGGUCUGUGUCCACAUAGCGCCUUUUUCCGCCCCCAGCGUCUCAUCAAGAAAUGCUUCUAGAUCCUUUUUUUAUUGCUUCAACGACACUGAUAUCUUGACAAUGCAUCAUCCAAAACAUGCUUGCUUUCACACUUCGUCUGAACGAACUUCCGCUCUCAGUCUGACAGCUGCAGUGCGAGGAGUACGAUCCACCUACAGAUUUAAAAGUACAAAAAACCGACAGCCAUAUUCAAUGUCCGGCUGGUCGAUAUGCCCAUGAUAGUUUCCAUCUGAAAACACAGUUUAAAAUCAAGCUUUUUAUCCAAUUUCUGCGGUGGCAUCAUCUACGCUUCAUCUUGAAAGCUGAAACAAACUCAAAAUGCUCAGAGCGGCUGCACAUAACAAGGCCCAGCGCUCAGAAAAAGGUCAUGUUGUCAUUGAAAUCAAUUGAAAUAAAAUGUAAACGCUCAGAAAAAGGUGCUACGUGGACUCAGGCCCUUAGAGCGAAGUCGGGAUCUUCAGGGUUGCACAAGGAGGGUUUUCCAACACCGUGCAGUGUGACUGUGAGACACUGUAUUCCUCAGAAAGAGGAGCGCUCCCCCCCAGAGGCUGCAGGGACUCAGCAGUAAAAUGCAUCAUGAUUUUUUGACGUGCCUUAAAUGUAAAUACUGAUGGUUACGUGUGUGUGUGUGUGUGUGUGUGUGUGUGUGUGUGUGUGUGUCUUCAUGCAUUUGUGUGAAUGGGAUAUUUAUGAAUGUGUGUUAUUUGUAUGGAUUGGUUUGCACCCUUGCAACAACACAUUGUGCAACAACACAACAACGUGGAUCACAGUUUGACUUCACUAGCAUUAAUCUGCUGCAUUUUUAGGUAGAUGUUAAACAUUGCAGGAGUUAUGUAGUUUUAUUUAUAUGUAAGAAUACAUGCGUUAUGUAAUAUCCAACCAAAAUUGAUUUUUAGGAACGAAAACUAUAAAAGAAAAUCUAAAUUUCUCUUCAAAUGAAUUUUGCGUCAGUAUGAUUGAUGCUUCAAAGCAUAAAAAUGAACAUUUGUGUGAUAACUUUAUGAAUGAAAACCUCUACUUUGGUUGGUUUUUACACAAUGCAUGCAUUAUUACAUUUUCAUUUAAACAUCACAUUUUGCAAAGACUGCUGAAGGUUGUUAAUGUUACUCAAGUCCUGUACUGAAGUCCUGUUUAGUCACACUUGUACUUGAGUAUUUCCAUUUUGUGCUGCAUAAACUUCUACUCUAGUACAUUUUGGAGGCAAAAUAUUCAAGUUUUUGCUUCAUUUAUGAGUAAUUAUUAUUAUAUAUUCAAGAUAAGAUGCAGUACUGUGCUGCAAACAUACUCGGUAUUUUCAGAGUAAGAGCUUAGUCAAUUGGCGCCUUUCUUCACACUUCAUGCACAAUACUCCUGCAUGUAAAACAGGUUCAUUUAAUAUCCUGUAAUAGUAUAAUGUAGGGAAAAGAGCCGAGUACUUUUACUAUUGAAGCUGAAGUUCAUUUUGCUCAGUUGUACUUCUAACUUCUAGUAUUUUAAGAACAUAGUACGUCUACUUCAGUAAAGGCUCUUCCUCCACCAGAUUCUUUAAAAAUGCAUCAGAUUUUUACAGAAUGAAGUAAAAUGUGUUUAAUUGUGUGCGUUUUGUUCCAUAACGUGUUGUUAAACUCUUCCCACUGCUCAGUCCUGCUCAUCCCUUCACCUCUGUGUCUGAUGAGGCAGUGGAUGUUCGUUUCACUGCAUCACAGAUAACACAUUUACAGUCCUCGUUGUAAAUCCAAAGAAACGUCUGUGAGAAUUCACCUUAUGCUGCCCACGUCUGGUUCAAACAAUGUCUUGGUUCUUCUGGUUUAAGUCAUUAUUUGGGGUAAUUUACAGCUAAUGGUUUCACAGCUUCUAUCCUCUGUGAGUGGUUUGGAUAUAUCUAUCUAUGGUCCAAUUAGAGGCUCUAAUAAUUACAUUUGAAUUAUAAUUGAACCCCCUGUGGUGAGUGUACGUAAAAGCAGUGAGGGACAUCGUAAAACCAUUGCUCCCAUGCAGCUGCAGCUCCUCCCAGCUCCAGACAUCGCUGUGCAUUCUGUAAUUAACGCUUUUUGGAUGAACCAAUCACACAUUGGGAAUAAAAAUGGUUCGUUUUUUCCCCUAAAAAAACCGUAAUACCAGUUCAUUCAAAAGUUUUCAAAGCUGUUUAUCUGGAAAGUAAAGUUGGAUAAAUCUGGCGACGCUAUGCGAGGUAAUAGCAAGCAUGCUUUAACCGGAAGUACCAAGACAGAGGCGGUGCAACAUCCGGGGAAUUACGGUCCAGAGGAACGCGAAGGGUUUACCUCCGGAGGAGCAGCUGAGCUCUGGGAAGUCAACGUGUGAAAGUGCAAUAUUUAUAUUCACUCUUUUGUUUUAAUAUUACAGAGCUUUCUUCUGUUUCAUUUGUCGUCAUAAAACCAGGACUUUUCACGUGUUUUAAUUCACAGUAUGUGAUGAGCACGCGCGCUAAAUCCUCUGUGACGUAUUAUUGUAUUCGCUCGCUUUCUCACUCGGUUUUUGUUCUCACUUCAUCGCUGGAUAUUUUUUCUCUGAGUUGAACUCGGGGACACAGAUCAGCAAUAUUAUAAUAACCAUAUGUCACAUGUUUGCCUCAUCACACCCUUUUAUUAUCCGCAGUUUGCAUCCAUAUCUGAUUGAACACUUUAAGAUGACGGGAUCUUUUCAAUGCUUCCUCCGGGGUGACAUCAGGAACGGCACUGGGUUUUAAUUCUUAUUUUUCUGUAAACCAAUUUCCACUCUCCAGGACUUCCCAAAAAGAAGUUGUACAUAUUUCUGACGAGGAGAGUGUUUUUAAAUUGAAUCUGAUUUGUUGUGAAUUUCUCUCACCCCAUAUUGGGGGGAGGGGACAUUUUUUGGUCCAUUUUUUACCUGUACUUUUAAUAAAAUAUUUCCCUUUUUACAAAA